Messenger RNA from Somion occarium, 2038 nucleotides. The record is from the annotation of a GenBank genome assembly. Lineage: Eukaryota; Fungi; Basidiomycota; Agaricomycetes; Polyporales; Cerrenaceae.
CGACUUGUGAACGCAAGCAGAAGCAAGCAAAAGGCCAAUUGUUCUCUCAAGCGCUCCCGGAGGAUGGCCGGUUACCCACGUGAAGAAUGAACACACUAUUGUCCCGAUUUGGUAUGUGUGGUGAAGCGAGAACGGUUAUUGUUCGAGCGCCUCGACAUGCUUUUGUUGUCCCUUCGCGACCUGACGCUGGCAUUUACCAUCCAUUGUCUUUGUCUACCGCUCGGGUUUGGGCUCAUGUCAUAUAAAGACUCGGGUUGAAGCCCUUCCUUUUCCCCAUCGGACUUGGUUCCAUCUCCUCUUCAGUUCCCAGUUAUUCCUAAACCAGCCUCUUGUUAGUUCACUAGACUCUUUAUUCUCGGAUCUUAUUCCAUUGACGUCUCUCAGUUGCACAUUCAACGUCUGCACUCGAUCUCUCAUUCGCAUCUACACUUCAGCGAGACUCCACCGCCUCUCAUAUCGCAGGUCGAUAUACAUUCACAUCCGGAACUCUCUAUCAUUUCAUCAUUUGUUCAAAUUCCUCAAUCUCUUAAUCUCAACUCUUCAUACUCUCAUAUUAUCACAAUGGCUUCCACCACCUCUCCCACUGCUUCCCUUGCCGUCACCCUCGCCCAGGCGAUCACUUACCUCACUCGCCCUCUCAUCACGCGUUACGCCUACUCUGCCACGACCAUCAUCAGACUUCAACUCGCUCUUGAAGCUAACCUUACCGCCCAGUUUGGGUCUUCUUGGGUUCCAUCCCGCUCAGGCCGUCGUUGCCUCACACUCUCACCCAACGGCUCCCCUCCUCGCCCCAUCUACAACGCUUGCAAGUCUGCUGGCGUUGAGUGGUAUCUCUGGAUCGCCGCCCUUGGCAACGUCGAGUUCGACCUCUUUCUCGAUCCCGGAUGCGUUUCCGUUCGUUGUGGAAACCGGGAAACCACCAUUUGGUCGGAACAGGUUGCAGCACCGGCCAAGACGAGGAAGGAGAUUCCCGAGCAGCAGCUUCAGGCUCAGUUGAGGGCUCAGGCGUAUGCUCGCGCUUCCGCACCUCUAUCCCUGAGCCCCUCCAAGACUGUCGCGCAGCAGCUGAUUGAGGAGGACGAUCACGAUGAUGAGCUCUUCGCCAUGAUCGCUGAUGAGAUUCGCGAGCCCACUUGGUUAACUCCCGUUACCAGCGACUUCCCCACCAUGCCCGCCCCUCAACGAGCCAUCUCUUCUUCCCCCGUCUCUAUCAUUUCUACCACGUCCACGCACUCACGUUCCAGCUCCCGCUCGUCCAACUCGAGCUCUGGCUUUACCUUCUUCACCAACUCGAGCUCCGAUUCCGCCACCACCAUUUCUCUGUCCUCUUCCGACAAUGAGAAGCCCAAGUUCAAGCUUUCCCGUCGCGAGCGUGCUCGACAGGCGCGAGUCUUUGUUGACUCUUCCAAGACUGAGGUCACUAACUACGACGGUGGCAAGACCACUGUUCUCACUGGUGGUGUCAUGCUUGGUGGUGGUGCCGCUGCAAAGGUCAAGCCGAUUGUCCCUUCCCAGAAGAAGACCACCAGCUCCUCCAGCUGCAACUGGCGCACCAUUCGUGUCUAAGCGGAUUACAUUGCACCUCACAUUCCUUCGAAGAUCGACGUAUUCACAUGACCGUUCAGACGUGUUUUCAUUCCACGCUAUCAUCUUCGACGCCUUUACGACAAUCAUCCAACGAAAAUCGCCAACGCGAUCACACCUAUCGUAUACGCCAUGCGAACACUUUCUUUAAUUUCGUCUUCCGAGAGUUGACUCUCCACUCACUGUUUCCUUAUUUGCAAGACCGAAUGUGUAGCAUCAUCAUCACGGACUCACCUCAGGGUUUUAUAAGAUAGGCAUCUGUAAUAUUACCACUAAUUCUGCAUUCCCCUUUCUUACUUUGUUUCAUAGCUCACUUUCGCAACUGUAUCUGUUCCCCUUCGUAGCAUAGUCGCACUCCUCUGUUUCAUAGCUCAUACUCUGUAUAACAAAGCUGGUUUGGCCCGUUGGCCAUAAACUCAUCUGCAGGUGUGAUAUAAGACCAACUUCAAGUUUG